Drosophila ficusphila is the source of this 2953-nucleotide messenger RNA. It is a transcript of the gene Cog1, whose product is annotated as conserved oligomeric Golgi complex subunit 1. The record is from RefSeq and is a predicted model, not a curated record. Gene Ontology annotation, cellular component: Golgi apparatus; COG complex. NCBI's taxonomy places the organism in Eukaryota, Metazoa, Arthropoda, Insecta, Diptera, Drosophilidae. Gene Ontology annotation, biological process: intra-Golgi vesicle-mediated transport. Bases 67 to 2730 code for a protein of 887 amino acids. The transcript is spliced from 5 exons.
UCACACUAAUUACGCUGCCACAUUGAUUACUCUGUUAUUGUUUUUAAAAAUUCAAUAUCCGAGUAAAUGACGACCAAUCUGUUAAAUCUGGACGUGGACAUGCUGUUCGAAAAGUACAGCGUGUCCGAUAUUGACUUGGUGCACAAGAAAAUCCAGACGGAGGUGGAGAACAAGCGUGAGGAGCUGCGCACCCAUGUCGGAGAGCGGUACAGGGACCUCCUGCAGGCGGCGGACACCAUUGCGGCUAUGCAGACGUCGGCAGGUACGCUUAUGGAGCAAGUGCGUCACGUGCAGGCCAACUGCCGCAGUCUUAAUGAGCAGCAGCUCCUGGGCUUCCAGUCCACCACAACUGCGGAUCCCAAGGAAGCGGCACUGCAGCAACGAAACGCCGGAAGGAAGCUGCAGACAUAUUACGGUACCAUGGCCCAGAUUAAGCUGCUUACCGCGUUGCCGGAACUCAUUUGGACGCACCUGGACAACGACAGGUUUUAUGCCGCCACCGAGCUGUUUAUCUUUAGCCGGCACAUCAGCACAGGCUUGCAGCUGGACGGCCAAAGUGCCCUGAUGCAGAAGCUACCGGUGGCCCGCAAGCAAUGGGAGAUCCUGCGUCCCUUCCACGUUACCAUUAAGCAGGCAGUGUUGGCAGCACUCGAGAGGGAGGAACUUCUUCCCGAAAUGGCCGUGGAUUGCCUACAGAGCCUUUUAUUGCUGGACAAGAGCGACUUAAGUGCCGUGCUAAAAACCUUUCUCGGUUUGCGCUCUUCCGCUUUUCUUAAUUGCCUGCAGAGCCGACCGUCCGACGCACGUCGAGUUAAGGAGCGCAUCCUGGCCAGUUUGAGCGUUCUGAACAGCACCGUGGAUCUGCUGGACAAAUGUUUGCUGGGUGAUAGCCUCCUCUUCACCCGUUUGGCCGACUGCUCCUCGCCUACAUGCCCGCCCAGCAUUAACCGGAUGGAGAGCAGCGAGCGGCAGCUGGCUCACCUUUUGCCCGAAAUCAUAGCUGGUUUCAAGCCGCAGUUUGAGGUGCCUCAGCUUACACCAGAGCAACUGGGCGCUUCCCUUCAGCAGUGGCUGGAUAAGAUGAACGCCCUGGCAGCAGCUCAUCUGCAGCAGGUCUUCGCCCUGGUCAGCAACAUGCAGACCAUCCAGGACAUCAAAACGGCGGCCAGGGCCAACGGUCGUCCGGACUUCGUCCGCUUGGAACAGCAGCUGCAUCUGAAGCACAGUCAGUUGGACUUCUACGUACGAAAGUACGUCCCGUUGAUUAAUGCCAGAGUGCGAGAGAUCAUCCGCAGCAGUUGGGCCACAGCCAUGAAGCAGACCUACGAGCAGGUGCUCUCGCUCAUCGAAGCCGGACAACCACAGUCGCCGAAACAAAUUUGGCGAGAGCAGAGCGAGGAUCUGCCUUUGAGCUUGGCGGCGGCGCUAAGUGAUCAACCAAAGCGGCUGGCUAACCGCACAAAGGGCUACGAUGGCGCCACCAUGGAGCUGUGCAAACGCUUUGACUCUCAUCUUGCUGAUAUCGUCCAGGAGCUGAAUGUGAUGCUACAGGAGCAGACAACACGGGCGGAGGAUAAACUAUCGCUUAUCACUUUUCUGCGCGAGACAGCCGAGGAGCAGCUGACCGAGUAUCUAACCAACCUAAAGGGAUUGCAACUCAGAGAGCGCCCUGCUCUGCUCCUGGCACUAAGAAAUACUUUGGCCUUGGUGGAACUGUGCCCCAAUUUGAAGCUAUGCUUCUGUCAGCCUUCAAGUUGGCGGCAGUGGACUGACAACAUCGCAGGACUGGGGAUCGAGCAUUGGCAGCGUAUUUGCGGUUUGAUCGAAGAGGAAAUGCUAUCCUUCUGGCUGCUCAUCGUUGACGAUGUGCUGGCUGGGCACAACUGCGAGGAGAAGCUGCCUAAAGUUAUUAACCAUGAAGUUGUUCUCAGCGAUUUUGCGCUGUGGCAGACUUUGACUUUGGAGCAGCGUGACGAGGACCAGGAGCAAAGUGUUCAGUCUACCAUUCGCAUUCCUAGCCAACCGCGUCUUUCUCUGCAAACGUAUCUGCAUCAGCUGAUCCAGGCGUUGAACCAGGCUGUUCCCCAAACACUGCCACCUAAAGUAUUGCAAGCCUUCAUCCAGCGGCUUUUGGGAAAACUGCUUUCCCACUACCAGGGAUUGGCCAGAGCGGAGUGCACAAAAUCUAGCCAGAACAUUGCUCUGCAGUUGUACUUCGAUCUGAAGUUCCUGGAACGUGUGUUUGCCGUUACUCGUGAGGAGAGGAAUCUCUACGAACAAAUCCACUCCCAGCAGAACGAACUGCGCGACUGCAUCGAUCCCUUUGACUUCGAGCUGUUUGCCGAGCACAUAACAGCGCAUGUGGCUAGAGCUUCGAGCCGUCUUCAGGGCGAACUGGGAGUGCUGACACCCUCGACCGCUGCUCCAACUCAGGGCGCAACGGCAGCCAGUACUUUGGCCCACGAAGCAGAUCCCAAUGUCCUGUGCCUUAGCUCCUCCGGAUCCACGUCGCUCUGGUUCCCCCUGUUGCCUAUUGUGAUGCCCCAAGCUGCCGGAAGAACCACUGGCAUCGAACGGAAAGCCCCGGUUCAGGAAACAGCAGAGAAAAUGGCGACAACAACGCCGACGAGGAAAUCGACGGGGGGCAAUGGAGCCCGCAAGGGAGACAGUGGCAAAUCCAAAUCGAGCGCAGCUUCCUUCUUCGGGAUGUCCCAGGACUGGUUUCGCUAGAGGAGUCGAAUGAAGUGGCCUGUGAAGUUCAUCCGAGUGGAAUGCGUAGAACGGAAGGGAAGGGAAGGGAAGGGAGCUGAACGGAACCCGUUCUCUCCGGCAUUUCAACGUUUAGUCGAGCAUUCAAAAUGUUUAACCUGUAUCCAAACAUAUUUGUAGAACGAGCGGGCACCGCCAAAUAAUUGUUAGAGAGUCACAUACAUUAUAGAUACAUAUUCCCUGA